GUUUUCUUUAAGAAGUAGUGUUAAGAGUCUCCUUGUGGCUAGCACCAUGUCUCGUGCUCAGGCAGAGAGUGUCAUUAAGAACAUCAUUCGGGAGAUUGCACAGGAGUGUGCCAGCAAAGGCCAGGCAGUCUCCGAGACUCUUGUGGCGUUCAUGGUCAAGGCGGUGGUGUUGGAUCCUGCAAAUGAGUUCAACGUUGAUAGGACGCUGACAAAAGAUGACGUGCAGAAGCUUAUCAAGAUCUGUGUGGAUCGUCUGUUGGACGCACGUUCUGCAGCUCUGGACACAGUGAAAAUGCAGGUGUAUUUUGAUAUGAACUACACUAGUAGAGCUGACUUCCUGGACGAGCACCGUCGUGUCCUAGAGCAGCGUCUUCAGCCAGUCAUCCGUGAGAUCACAGACAGCCGGGCACGCACUCGUGAUGAACUGGAGAGUCUGUACAGGAAGAUUGUGUCUGCUGUGCUGCUACGGUCAGGCCUGGGUUCACCCACCGAUAUAGCCGUCGUAAGAGAGGCAACAGCGGCCCUUCAGAGUGUGUUCCCACAGACUGAGCUAGGGACCUUCAUGUCUCUCGUCAAACGAGACAAGGAGAGACAGCUAGUGGAACUGACCCACAUUGUCACCGGUAUCCGACUCUUCAACAAAGAGUGUGGCAAGGGAGGAGAAGGCAUUGACGAUUUGCCUGCUAUUCUGAAUGAAGCAGUUCCAGCUACCACACAGAAUGUAGAUGCUGCCAUCCAGCGCUCAUGUGAUGUUGCCUUCAAGUACACAGCCUUGAUUGAGAGAAUCAUGGUGGGUGAAGUAAAGGAAGGACCAUCCAUCAAAGCUUUGAAGGAAGCCCUCAUCAACAUACGGCAGCAUGAGUCUUUCCUCAGGAUCAUCCUUAAUGAUGUCAUCAGCUGUGCCCAACAAGUUGAGAUGUUAGAGGCUCAGCUUGGAUCCAGACUAGAGCAGCUUCAGGCUACAGUACAGUCCAAGACAGCCGUCCCUACAGCACAGGUCUAUCCUCAAUUCAUCAAUUUGGCACACAUCUGGAGCGGCUUUCAAGAUGAGAUGGUCCUACUGAGUGUGCUCAGUAAUAUCCUAGCCAGCCUAGAGCCUUUCACCAAGGGUCACAAGGAAGUGUUCACAGCUGAGAUGAUGGCUCCGUUCCUGGAGGGUAUGCAUGUCAGAUCUGACGAGGAAAGAAUCAGAGACACAACAGGUGAGGGACAUCGUGUCAAGCCCUCAGACUUCAAACAUGUGGAGUGGCUGUUCCCUGAGACUACCAAAAACUUUGAAAGGCUCCCUCUACAGUACAGGGGCUAUUGUGGAUGGGCGUUGGCCCAAUUUGACCGCCUUCUGCUUCCAGGCAACCCUGACAUUGGCGUCUUACGUUACAACGAUCGCUACUACGUCUUCUCAUCCAAAGAAGCGGCCUACGAAUUUGCCAGUGACCCCAACAGGUUUAUCAUGCAUGUUGCUGAGUGCGCCAAAGUAUCUCCAGAAUUGAUUCAACUACUGGAACUGCAUGCUCAGUUUGCCACCAUAACACCAUACACACAGGGCAAAGACCAGGGUCAGAUGAUUGAGAAACCAAUCACUAAGUGUGACAUGGGUGUACAGACGGAGGUCCAUCCUAUUGAAUCCAACAUUGUCAAGUCCUAUGAGUGGAAUGAAUGGGAACUGCGCCGGAAAGCCAUCAAGCUGACUAACCUGCGCAACAAAGUGACCCACUCCAUGCAGACCAACCUGAGCAAUAUGAGACGAGAUAACGUGACCCAGGUCUACCUGCCCAAGGACACAGCAAGUCAAACCAAGACAGAUGGAGCCAGCAAUGUGCCCAAGCCCCAGACAUUCCUGGCCGGAUUGCGAGGCGGUCAAACUAAGACCACUGUCAUGACCAAAGUGGACCUCACACUGGACGUUGAUCAAACUUAAACAAAUAAAAACACAACAAGAGUUCAUGUUGACACUUUCACACAGAUCUAGUUUCCAAAAGCGCUUGAAACUUAUCAAAACUGAUCAAAACUGUAGUCAAACCCUCACACGUUAUCCAUUCUCAAGUCAAGUUUCUAGAAAGGCAUCCUCUGUCAUCAUUCAUCCCCUGUUACUUGUGACAUUACUUGUGAUUUGGACUUGUGAUGGACUGGAGUACCAUUCUGUGAAUUUACUGAAGAUAUUUGUGUGGAGUAGAUCCAUAGGACAUGUGAACCUGUCAUUACAAAAGAGGGUCAGUUAUCGUGCUUGAAGUCAUUUCAAGGCACACAGCAAUGGUUAGUGUUCAACUACAUGAAGGUGUUACAUUGUACAGUAAUUUUAAAAGAGUUUGUACAUUUCUGUUUGCUUUAUAUUCGAUGGUGUAAUCAGUAACAAUUUCUAUAUAAAUAAAGUGGAACAGUCUCUCUUCACCGUUGUGAAGGUUUCAUUAUUGAAGAUUGAAAUGUAUACAUUAUCUUUUCUCACAUCAAACAUGACUUGAAUUUCAUUUUUAAAGUGAAAAUAAGUUAUUAUAAAGCAAAGUAAUAUCCACACUGACGGAUUGAUCUCCAAUGAGUAAGAAUUGAGGCUUUGCAUGGUGGAGAUACUUACGAAUGAAAGGUUUGCGGAUCUCCAAUGAAUAAAAAAAGCAUACAACACAUAACCAGAUCGAUCUUCUGUUCAUUGGUUGUCAAAUGUAUUUAAAUAAAAGUGUUUGUCAUUCAGAA
Patiria miniata (bat star) is the source of this 2685-nucleotide messenger RNA. RefSeq names its product cilia- and flagella-associated protein 206-like (gene cfap206). The transcript is spliced from 15 exons. Gene Ontology annotation, cellular component: ciliary basal body; axoneme. The record is from RefSeq and is a predicted model, not a curated record. The coding region runs from base 47 to 1918 and encodes 623 amino acids. NCBI's taxonomy places the organism in Eukaryota, Metazoa, Echinodermata, Asteroidea, Valvatida, Asterinidae. Gene Ontology annotation, biological process: regulation of cilium beat frequency.